Messenger RNA from Arctia plantaginis, 918 nucleotides. The record is from the annotation of a GenBank genome assembly. NCBI's taxonomy places the organism in Eukaryota, Metazoa, Arthropoda, Insecta, Lepidoptera, Erebidae.
AUGUUUCACAAAAGCUACAGUAACUUUGUGAGAGCAAGUGCACUCGAAGAGGAACAGCGUUCGACAAUACAGCAAAAGAAGCCAGUUUUAAGUGGAGACGAAGCUCGUAGAAUAUACCUUGAAGAAAUAAAAAAUGGAAGUACCACACAACCAAGCAAAUGUAAAACGGGAAAACAUAAAAAAGUCGAUAAAGAAGAAGACAUACCAUUGACAAACAAGUAUUUAUUCUUAACAGUACAAAACAAUGAUGUUGACAAAAUUAGAUAUAUUUUAGAUAGGUGCCCUGAUAAGAUAAACAUAGUUGAUGAUUACGGGUGGAGUUUGCUCAUGAUAGCUUGUCAGGCUAAUUCCAUAGAAACUACUCAAGAGUUGCUUAAGAGAGGUGUAGAUAUUUCUAUCAGAGAUAAAGCUGGUAAUUCCGCUCGCAGCUUAGUGAUAAAGAACAAAAACUAUACCUUAGCUGAUAUAUUACUUAAUCAUAGAGAGACACAAAGCACACAGCAUGUAAACCAAGACAGAAUUGAAGUUAAAUCAUGGGAAGAUUACACAUGUGAUAUUUGUAGUAAAACAUUUCCCAACAGAGAGGAACAUUUAUCUUCAACAAUACACAACAUAUGUGCAAGUAAAGGUAAAAAGAUAUUACCACAUUAUGUAAUACCAACAUCAAAUAGGGGUUACCAGUUACUGUUAAAAGGAGGUUGGGAUAGAGACUCUGGGUUAGGAAGGGAUGGGACAGGAAAAAAGUAUCCAAUUAAAACUAUACAGAAAAGAGACAGGAAAGGCCUUGGACAUAAGAAGAAUGAACAAAAUGUGAAAUCAACGGAAAAUGGUAUAAAAGUCAAGAGCAAAGAAAUGUUUGCACACAACAUUAAAAAAAAUAGAAGACUUGAAAUAAACUUUAGGAGAGAAUUUUAUUAA